Amphimedon queenslandica is the source of this 2435-nucleotide messenger RNA. RefSeq names its product laccase-12-like. Gene Ontology annotation, molecular function: oxidoreductase activity; copper ion binding. The coding region runs from base 34 to 2283 and encodes 749 amino acids. NCBI's taxonomy places the organism in Eukaryota, Metazoa, Porifera, Demospongiae, Haplosclerida, Niphatidae. Gene Ontology annotation, cellular component: plasma membrane. Gene Ontology annotation, biological process: iron ion transport. The record is from RefSeq and is a predicted model, not a curated record. The transcript has a single exon.
ACUAUUGGAAGAGUUUCUUUACUAACUAUAUCCAUGCUAUUACCACAGGCUAUAUUUUUCUCCCUCUUCUUUGUAAGGGGAAUAUAUUCUGAGAUUGAGGUUGUCCCAUGCAAUCACAAUACACCAGUAUGUGAGUGCAUGGAUCCUGCUAAAGAAGCAUGUGAGUUUACACUUGAUAUUGAGAUGCUCCAGACCUUUACCCGAUAUCUGCUGGAUGAUGAUAAAGACUCAAGGGGUACUGCAGGCAGUGUCUGGCAUAUUAAUAAUGGAGAAUGGGAACCAGUUGAUUAUGAUCCUAGUAUCGGCCGUAAUACUCUCUGUGGUAGUUCUAUUGAUAGUGAGGAAUCUAAAAGAUGCACUCAACCGUUUGGUGUUGAUGGGUACACGUUUCGUUCCUUUAUAGCAGUCAAUGGACGUAUACCAGGACCAACACUCAUUGUAACUGAGGGUCAGUUGGUUAAAGUGAAUGUAAUCAAUAGAUUAGCAUCAGAGAGUGUAUCUGUACACUGGCAUGGGAUGCAUCAAAGGAACAGUAACUGGAUGGAUGGAGUGGAGCAUGUUACACAGUGUGGUAUACCUCCAGGAGCUAGUUUCACUUAUAUCUUUAAAGCUGAACAAUACGGGACUCACUGGUACCACUCUCACAGUGGAGCUCAGAGAACUGAUGGACUCUUUGGAGCUCUCAUUGUUAAAGAGAAGGAGCAAGGUAAUGCACAAUACACUGCCUUCCUGAACAAAUUGAAUGACAUGAACAUACCACGAAAUACUUAUGUGGAUAAUCCUGGUGAACAUACUCUCACUCUUCUUGACUGGCAAAAGUCAAGCUCACUGGAUCUCUUCACACUAAUACAGUCAAGUAUCAGGUACUUCAACAUUGACAAAGCAUCAGAACUGCAAGGGAAUAGAGCAGCUACAGGUACCAGUUCAACAGAUGGGGCAUUCAUAGGGCCCGUGCCUUAUUGGUCUGGACUUAUAAAUGGAAGAGGAAGAAAUAACAAUAUUGAAUACAUCAAUUCUAUUUUAAGUGAUUUCAAAGUUACCACAGGACAAACUUAUCGAUUUCGUUUAAUUGGUGCUCAGAGUCUUUAUGCUUAUCGUUUCUCAAUAGAAGAUCAUAAAUUAACAGUAAUAGCAACUGAUGGUCAGUUUAUUGAACCAGUGACAGUCGAUUAUAUUAUAAUACAUUCUGGAGAAAGAUAUGACUUCCUUUUGAAAGCAAAAGAAGCGACCACUAUUCGACAGUUCAUGAUACGUGCAGUUACUUUAAAGUUUACUGCAACAUCAACUUAUUUAGAAGAACAGUCAGCAGAAGCUAUUCUCAAUUACAACAGUGUUACUACACCCUCCAGUGACUAUGCAGGUAUUGCUAAAAGAAUUCAAAAUGUUAGUCAAAGAUGUACUGAUAGGUGUGUAGCUCUUAACUGUCCUUUUAAAGAAUUUCCAGAGGCUAUCAAUAUUGACUGUAUGCAUAUUACUGAUUUAAAACUACUAACUGACUAUCCUGAAGACGUGCCUACAAUUGCUACUGAUAACAGUAAAAGGUUAUUCUUUAAUUUUGGUUUCGAAGGAACACGUCGUACUAGUUCCAUUAAUGGACGUAACCUAAAACUACCAUCGGCAUCACUGGCACAGCUUGAGCCAAAUAAAUUAGCUGAUAUUGAAAAUAAUGAAUACUGCAUGCACCCAAAAAACAAAGAGCCAAAUACAAAUAAGUGUGAUCGUAAUAAUGAAGUAGAAGUGAUAUCACCCGAUUGCCACUGCACUCAUGUUGUUGAUGCAGAGGCUGAUAGUUCUAUCGAACUAGUUCUAUCAGCAACUGGAUCAAAAGAACAACGAAAUAACUACGCGUUCGCUCAUCCAAUACAUCUUCAUGGUCAUUACUUUCACGUGGUUGAAAUUGCAUUUGGUGAGUAUGAUGAUAAUGGAAUACUUAUAGCUGGUAAUGACACAAUUGAUUGUGGGAAUAGUUACCUAUGUGUUCGACCUCGCUGGAAAACUAAUAGGGACUACUCUACACGUACAGGAAUGGCAAGGGUCUCACCUAAAGCCCCACUAAAGGAUACUCUGUUAAUACCAGCUGGUGGGUAUGCUGUUGUGUAUUUUAAAACUGAUAAUCCUGGUUGGUGGUUUCUACACUGUCAUAUUGAGGUACAUCAAUUGGAGGGAAUGGGAGUCAUCAUUAAUGAAAGAGGGACAAAAACACCACCACCUGAUGGCAUGUAUAAAUGUGGAAAUUUUUCAUUGACAAUAGACGAGUUCAAUGCAUGGCGUAAUUUCAAAUGAUACAUUGGCACUAACACCAGUACCAACAUUCGUUCUAUUGCUGACCUCUUCAACUAACAAUAAAGUACACUAAUGAACAGUAGAAAUACUAUACUAUAAUAAUACAUAAAACAGUGAACAUUUUAAUAUUAGAUAUUUGCUGCAUGUGUAUG